AUGGAUCCACAAACCCCGACUUCAGCGACGCACACCGUGUCGCGUUCACGUGGUAAACAGCCGGGCGAAUCCCUUUACAACGCUAAACUAAGGAAGAUGAGGAAGGCCAAAGGGCAAACGAGAUCCUCCGAUGAAUCCGAAUCUGAGGAUGAGAUUGAGCCAGGCGCUGUGGUUCUACAUAAGAUGUUCAACCGUAAAGUCAUCUUACAUGCCGAUAAGACUGUUACCAAGUCUGGCAAACGUAUAGCUCUGGGCGAGGCAGAGGCGCUGAAAGUCGCUGCUCAAACUGGAAUACCAGACCCAUGCGUCCGUGAAGUGCACACAACUCCUGACGGUCGGGGUCACAUACGUAUGGACUAUAUACAAGGCCAACCUCUUGAUAAACUGUGGCCCGACAUGUCGGUUCAACAGAAGAAAGAUAUCACGCGGCAGCUUCGGGAACUGGUAGAAAAGAUGAGAUCGUUGACUCCUCCCGCCCAUCUUAUCGGGGCUUGUGACGGCAUCGAAAUCCGGGACACGAGGCUAUACUUCACCUACCAUUCCCCGCCUUGUCGUGAUGAGAAGGCCUUCAACGAGUUUUUGCUAUCGUCCCUCUACAAACACACACCCCCGCUCGUGCGAGAAGCCUUCUCACGGCGACUGCGAACCAAUCAUCGCGUUGUCUUUACCCAUUGCGAUCUCACGCCGAGGAACAUCCUGGUUCAAGACCAAAAGAUUCAAGGACUUGUUGACUGGGAGGACAGCGGGUGGUAUCCAGAGUAUUGGGAAUAUGUCAAGUUUUUCCAGCGUAAUUCUGAUAAGGACUGGAAACAGUAUGCUGAAGAUAUUUUCCCUGAGCUGUAUCAUGACGAACUCGUCGAUUUUAUUGCCAUGUCCAAGUGGCAGAACUCGCAGCUAUAA
This is a messenger RNA of Fusarium tjaetaba, 900 nucleotides long. RefSeq names its product phosphotransferase. Bases 1 to 900 code for a protein of 299 amino acids. The record is from RefSeq and is a predicted model, not a curated record. The transcript has 2 exons. Lineage: Eukaryota; Fungi; Ascomycota; Sordariomycetes; Hypocreales; Nectriaceae.